UUUGAAAUUUUUAGUGGCAGGUUGCGAAUUGCGAAAGUGUUGUGGCUUUAUUUAGAUUUAAGAAUAAUAGUUAGAAACGAACCGACCGAGAUCACGAAAAAUUCUAGUCAAUUGUACAAUAUAAAUCACAAAAUGAAAUAAUUAUUUAUAUUAAGCAAUAAGCAUAGUACUUAUAUAACUUUUUUACUUAUUUUUAUACUUUUGUAAGCGUGAGUACUUUAAAAUGCAAAUCUUGAAGGCGAGGUUUGCUCUGCGGGCAUCCGCUUCGCAGCUCCAAGCUUGGAGUACCGCAAGGAGUCGCACUGCCACCACUAACACAAAGAGCGUGGAAUACAAGCCGAUUCGCAGCGUGCUAGUCGCGAAUCGCGGGGAAAUUGCUAUAAGAGUGUUCCGAGCAUGCACGGAACUGGGCAUUCGAUCCGUCGCUAUAUACAGCGAGCAGGAUAAGCUGCAGAUGCACAGACAAAAAGCCGACGAAUCGUACCUCGUUGGCAAAGGUCUUGCCCCCGUGGAGGCGUACCUCAGCAUCCCGGAGAUCAUCCGCGUGGCGAAGGAGAAUGACGUGGAUGCUGUCCAUCCUGGAUACGGCCUGCUGUCUGAGAGAUCAGACUUCGCCCAAGCAGUCCAGAACGCCGGUCUGCGAUUCAUCGGUCCCUCGCCUGCAGUCGUGCAGCAGAUGGGAGACAAGGUGGCCGCGAGAAAAGCCGCCAUUGAUGCCAAGGUGCCAAUCGUCCCCGGUACAGACGGACCGAUAACGACUAAAGAGGAGGCGCUCGAGUUCUGCAAACAACACGGUCUCCCAGUUAUAUUUAAGGCGGCGUACGGUGGUGGUGGGCGGGGCAUGCGCGUGGUGCGCGAGAUGGCGGACGUGGCGUCGUCGUUCGAGCGCGCGUCGUCCGAGGCGCUCGGCGCGUUCGGCAACGGCUCCAUGUUCAUAGAGCGCUUCAUAGAGCGGCCCCGACACAUCGAGGUGCAGCUGCUGGGUGACAAGGCUGGUAACGUGGUGCAUUUAUACGAACGCGACUGCUCCGUGCAGCGGCGGCAUCAGAAAGUCGUGGAGAUUGCGCCUGCGCCGAAACUAGAUCCAGAGACCCGUCAACGCAUGGUGGACUGUGCGGUCCAUUUGGCCCGUCACGUCGGGUACGAGAACGCCGGCACUGUGGAGUUUCUGUUGGACGAUAAGGGCAACUUCUACUUCAUUGAGGUCAACGCUAGGUUGCAAGUGGAACACACGAUUACAGAAGAGGUGACUGGGAUAGACCUAGUGCAGUCCCAGAUUAGGAUCGCCGAGGGUAUGACUCUCCCGGAAAUGGGACUCACCCAGGACAAAAUCAGAGCCGACGGGUUCGCGAUACAAUGUCGAGUUACUACUGAAGACCCGGCUAAUAACUUCCAACCGAGCACGGGAAGGAUUGAGGUGUUCCGUUCAGGAGAGGGUAUGGGUAUUCGUUUGGAUUCGGCGUCUACUUAUGCGGGUGCCAUCAUCUCACCGUACUACGAUUCACUGCUCGUCAAGGUGAUCUCCCACGCGUCCGACCUGGCUUCAUCAGCAGCCAAGAUGAACCGUGCGUUACGCGAGUUCCGUAUCCGCGGUGUAAAAACCAACAUACCCUUCCUACUGAACGUGCUUGAAAACCAGAAGUUCUUGAAUGGCUCCGUGGACACGUACUUUAUCGACGAGAACCCCCAACUCUUCAUGUUCAAGGCAUCGCAGAACAGAGCUCAGAAGAUACUGAACUAUCUCGGCUACGUGCUGGUCAACGGGCCGGCCACGCCACUGGCCACUGACAUACCGCCGUCAGACGCCAAGCCACAGAUACCGCCUGUGCCGCUCGACCUUUCGCCCGAGGCAAUAAAAAUUAAAGAAAUGACAGGUGAAAACACAGCUGUCAAACCGCCGCGAGGCUUCCGUGAGAUACUUAAGUCUCAGGGCCCGGAGGCGUUCGCUAAGGCCGUAAGGGAGAAUAAGGGCUUGCUCCUCAUGGACACGACAUACAGGGACGCACACCAGUCGUUGCUUGCGACGCGUGUGCGUACGCACGAUCUGUUGGCGGUCUCGCCGUACGUUGCUCACAACUUCAGCAAUCUGUACUCGCUGGAGAACUGGGGUGGCGCCACUUUCGAUGUGGCACUCAGAUUCCUCCACGAAUGUCCCUGGGAGCGGCUGGAAGACAUGCGCAAGCUCAUCCCCAACAUUCCGUUCCAAAUGCUGCUGCGAGGCGCCAACGCCGUCGGCUACACCAACUACCCCGAUAACGUCGUGUUCAAGUUCUGUGAUAUGGCUGUAAAAGCCGGUAUGGACAUAUUCCGUGUGUUCGACUCUCUCAACUAUCUCCCUAACUUAAUCCUUGGCAUGGAAGCGGCAGGCAAGGCGGGCGGCGUCGUCGAAGCGGCUAUAUCCUACACGGGAGACGUAUCGGAUCCCACCAAAACUAAAUACGACCUUAAAUACUACACCAACCUGGCCGAUGAGCUCGUCAAAGCCGGCACCCAUGUCCUGUCUAUAAAGGAUAUGGCUGGGCUGCUGAAACCGCAGUCGGCUAAAUUGCUGAUAUCGGCGAUCCGCGAUCGCCACCCGCACGUGCCCAUCCACGUUCAUACUCACGAUACAUCCGGUGCUGGCGUGGCCGCCAUGUUGGCGUGCGCGGAGGCGGGCGCGGACGUAGUCGACGUCGCCGUGGACUCCAUGUCCGGCAUGACCAGCCAGCCUAGCAUGGGAGCGCUUGUUGCUUCGCUGCAAGGCACCCCGUUAGACACAGGUAUCCCGCUACAGACGGUAUCGGAGUAUUCCGCGUACUGGGAACAGGCUAGGACGCUUUACGGGCCGUUCGAGUGCACCGCCACUAUGAAGUCUGGCAACGCUGAUGUUUACCUCAACGAGAUACCUGGAGGACAGUACACCAAUCUCCAGUUCCAGGCAUUCUCUCUCGGACUUGGCAGCCAGUUUGAACAGGUCAAGAAGGCUUACAGAGAGGCGAAUCUCCUACUCGGAGACAUAAUCAAGGUGACUCCCUCAUCGAAGGUGGUGGGUGAUUUAGCCCAGUUUAUGGUGCAGAACAAACUGACGGCUGAUGAUAUUAGGGCCAGGGCAGAAGAGCUGUCAUUCCCGAAGAGUGUGGUGGAAUUCUUCCAGGGAGCUAUUGGUAUACCGUACGGAGGAUUCCCGGAGCCUCUGAGAUCUCAAAUUCUAAAGGACAUGCCAAGAAUAGAAGGCAGGCCCGGCCAAGAACUACCGCCUCUAGACUUCGACAAACUGAAGAGCGAACUGCAAGAAACGUACCCAGAUGUGACAGAUCAGGACGUGAUGUCAACGGCAAUGUACCCGCAAGUGGCGAACGACUUCUUCCGCAUCCGAGAGAAGUACGGACCCGUCAAACAUCUGGAUACCAAAACUUUCCUCGUUGGACCCACGGUUGGCGAGACCCUAGAAGUUAAGAUCGAGCGUGGCAAGACGUUGGACAUUCGGACGUUAGCCGUGUCGGACGAGAUGACGGCGGCCGGCGAGAGAGAAGUGUUCUUCGAGCUCAACGGCCAGCUGCGCUCCGUGUUCAUACGCGACGACAAGGCCAGCCAGGAAAUGAAGAUACAUCCGAAGGCCAUCAAGGGUGACAAGAAUCAAGUCGGUGCCCCGAUGCCCGGCACUGUUUUAACGAUAAAAGUGAAAGAGGGAGACAAUGUGGAGAAGGGACAGCCCAUCGCCGUACUGUCCGCUAUGAAGAUGGAAAUGAUAGUGCAGGCGCCGCGCGCGGGAACCGUCAAGUCGGUCGCCAUCACUAACGGACAGAAGUUGGAAGGGGAUGACCUGAUUUGUACCAUCGAAUAAGUAAGCCAGGUCGAAAAAGAGUAGACACUGAACAUAAUUUUCACAACCGUGUUAGUAUAUUUUUUGCUAUUAUAUAGCUUUUAUCGCGCGCGUAGAGCGCAGCGCAAUCAAGAAAUUUCAUACAGAAAACACCUAAUAGCCACUCGCUCACUCCAUGCGACGUUGCUAGACUUUAAAAAAUACCUCCUCCUUUUUGGAAGUCGAUUAAAAAAUGCUAUGCGAUAGCUUUACCGAGGCAGUACCCGAGUGCCACAGCCCACACGUAUUAUAUUUUUAUCGCAAAUCUUUUAUUACGCAUGUCAAAAUCAUGUCAUGGCGACACCACAAACAAGUUAUUAAAUUUUAUAUGUUACACGUCAAGUUGAGUUAUUAUGACUUGACAUGAUUUUACUUUGUACUCGCUUCGGCAGUACAUAUACUAAAAUUGGAACGAUACAGAGAAGAUUAACAUGGCCCCUGCGCAAGGAUGACACGCAAAAUCGUGAAGCGUUCCACUUUUUUUUUUUAUUAGAGUACGAGGGUUGGAGGCCUGGUGUCUUGAAAUACAAGCAGGAAACUGCUUAGUUUA
Molecule: messenger RNA, 4391 nt
Organism: Aricia agestis (brown argus)
Lineage: Eukaryota; Metazoa; Arthropoda; Insecta; Lepidoptera; Lycaenidae
Gene: PCB
Product: pyruvate carboxylase, mitochondrial
Exons: 25
Coding region: 224-3823 (1199 amino acids)
Biological process (GO): gluconeogenesis; pyruvate metabolic process
Cellular component (GO): cytoplasm
Molecular function (GO): ATP binding; pyruvate carboxylase activity; metal ion binding
Source: RefSeq, a predicted model, not a curated record